AUGAACAACUAUGAUAAGUCUCUGACGACAGAGCCUGGAGAUCAAAAGAUGAGUGGAGAGCAGACAAGGCCAAAGUCGGCCACUCAAACUGCUCCUCGGCAACAACAGCUUCCUUCGUUAAGCAGUAUCUUUGGACCACCAGCUACUGGUCGACCAGCACACUCACCUCUUUCCGAACAUAACAACUCUUACUCUACAUCAACCCCCCGAGAGCGUACCCAUGCACCAUCUGGUGACAGGAACCAUUCGGUGUCUUACUUUCCUCAGACAGUGUCGCCUUCCGUAUCACAGCCUCGAAGCACAUACGACAACAAGUUCGAAACAGACCGACAGCCAAUCCAUGCUCUCCCUCGAUCUUACUCUGGCUCAGCAUCUCCUAGGUAUCGUGAUGGAGAGCAUUCUCGUCGCGAGUCAGUCGUUGAAGGACAGUCUGGCAGAUGGCCAGUGCAACCGGAGAACCGAACUGAGUACUCUUUGGGAUCUCGAGAUGGAUCUUUUAGACCACCCCAGGAUCAGUUUCGACUCCAGUUCCCUGACAACAAGGAACGUGUGGUCCCCACUUACAACGGCCAACGUUCACCUCAAGGGUCUCUAAUCCCUCCGCCAACACCGAGCACUACAGCGACUGAGGGUCUUCCGUCAAAGGAUGGGCUGGGCCCUAAGAUCUGGACUGGAACACACUUUCUACCCCGAUUUGUGAGGGCUACUGAGGUGCCUGGAGAGGGGAUGUGCUAUUUCUACGAUGAUGGUAGUCACUGUAAAACAGUGAUCGAUGGAGAAGCAGUAAAUGCCCAUUGGGGUGUCACCAAGGCUGGCAAGCCCAGGAAGCGACUCGCUAUUGCUUGUGUAACCUGCCGCGAAAAGAAGAUCAAGUGCGACCCUGACUAUCCCCGCUGUGUCCAGUGUGAGAAGUUUGGCAGAAUAUGCAAAUUCAAAAAUGCACCUCGAGGAGGGCACAAUACAUCUCCCUCAACACCACCAGCAGAGCUCGAUGAUGGGCCAUCGAGACCUACCCAGAGCGAGAAUAGCUCGCCAGUAUCCCCACGCACCACUCUGCGACCAUCUUCACCCGACACUGGCUCACAUAAGAGGCUUCGAGUGGGAUACGAUAAUUAUGUUGCUAUGGGGGAGCCGGUGCACGCAAUUCCUUCUGCUGAACCUCCCAGACCUCAAAUGCCUAUACCACCCCCAGCUAUCGAGUUGCCUCGAAUCUCCGAAGAAGUCCUUAACCAAGCUUGGCGAACUGACCCCUGCCUGUCCGACCCACAGUCUAUCCGUUCAGUCAUCUCGCACUUCUUUGUUCAUCUUGAUAGCACCAUGAUUGUACGCUUCAUUCCCGAGAACGUUUUUAAGAACUGGGUUAUGAACCCGGGAAUUCGAAAGUCUCCCGAGGACUUGAUGAUUCUAUACAGUAUUCUCGCUGUGGGAGUUGCUCUAUCCGGAGGACCUAAGGCUAUUGCUUUCGAAUAUGCUUCUGUUGCUAACUAUGCACAAAAGUCGACAACAUCCAGCUGCAUCCAGCUGGUCCAGACGAGAAUUCUGCUCGCCCUCUACUACAUAUCCAUCUCCCGCUCUGCUGAGGCUGGUGAGAUGAUCUCUGCAGCUGUCGCGACAGCCGCUUGCCUUAAGCUCCAUGUCGAGAUUGAGGAGUCGAGGGAAGCCAGUCUCGUGACAUUCCCUUUCGGCAUGAACAAGGCAGGGUACUGUGAAGCUAGGAGGCGAACUUUCUGGUCUCUUUACAUGUUAGAGCGACUUGAUGGCCACUUCCCUGAACGCUUUGCCAUGAUCAAUGCUGAAGACAUCUAUACUCGCUUACCUGCAGACUCUCACAGCUUUGAGCGUGAAUUGGAUGGAUACGCCCCGAUCUUCAACCCUUACGUCUCGAGCUUCACGACAGCGCAUGAUCGUGAGUUGGGUAUUUCGGCUUACUUGAUUGAGAUGGUCCAUUUAUGGUCCAGUGAUGUGUGUCUGAUUUACAGGAUGGCCCGCCGUGCCAACUCGGCGGAAACAGACCCGAAUUCAUCUCAAAGAAUUCUGAAGCGUAUACAAGAAUGGCGCAAUGCCUUGCCUUCUCGCCUGGCUUUUACCGCAUCAAACCUCGAGUCUGCGGCUCUGGCGGGAGAACUCGGCCCUUUCCUGACCAUGCAUCUCUUAUACAACCACGCCAUCAUCAAACUUAACCGGCACACUACUGCGGCUGGACGUUGUUCACCCCAGACCGCUUCGCUUCACAUCCAGACAUGCUACGAACACGCAACACAGGUCUUGGACAUGGCCAAGGCACUUGUGCGACUCCACCGUGGGGGUCAGACCGUCUUGAGCGCUCCGGCACCAGUUCUUGCAAUGGUAUUGACUGAAGCUGUCGAUGUCUUCACCGCGAGCGGCCGUUUAUCUCAUGUAAACGAUAUCAUUGAGAACGUGCACAUGGUCCAGGGUGUUGUUCAGGCCAUGUUCGCCAUCUGGGACAAUGUGCGUAGCGCACAGGAGGUGAUUGAUGGCCGUAUUGGAAUGCUGCACCGCAUUCGAGACCGUGGCAGCCAACCAGUCAGUCCAGUUGAAGGCUACCGCGUCUUCUACAGUUCUGAAGGACGCGAGGAUGAAAAGGUUCUUCGCUGGCAAAUCAACAACCCGAUGGAGAAGUUGUAUCCCAGGGAUAUGGAUACCUCCCAUAUUCUCACCCUCACUCGCACCCUCGUCGUCCCAGCUUCCAGCUUUCAGCUUCAGCUUCACCUUCAGGCGUGGCGUCUUGCUCUCAGCCCGGUCCAUGCCCUUGCAUACUCCGCUUCACCAGGCACCUACAUCCUCGCCGGUUCAGCGGACCGAACCAUCCGCCUCUACAACCCAUUUCCCAGCACAUCCGCCCCAGGCGAGGACCGCCACAGCAUACCUCAGGGUCGCCUCAUCCAAAACUACGCUGCACACGGCUAUGAGGUUCUGAGCCUUUCAGUUGCGGCUGACAAUGAGCGCUUUGUAUCGGCCGGCGGCGACCGCAGCGUCUUCCUCUGGGAUGUGAGUACAGCUGUGACUACCAAGCGCUUUGGUGGCAACGCUCAUGGCCAUACUGCUCGGAUUAACUGUGUGAGUUUUGCGGGCGAAGGUGAUUCCAUCAUUGUGAGUGGUGGAUUUGAUACGAGUGUCAGGCUGUGGGAUACCAAGAGCAACAGCUUCAAGCCUAUACAAGUUUUUGACGAGGCGAGUGAUGCCAUAACUUGUCUUGCGGUUCGAGGACCCGAAGUCAUCGCAGGAAGUGUCGAUGGUCGCGUUCGCAGCUACGAUAUUCGCAUGGGACAGGUAACUACAGAUGUUAUCGGUGCCUCUGUCACCAGUCUCAGUCUCACACGUGAUGGACGUGCCAUGCUAGUGGGCAGUCUGGACAACAAGCUGCGUCUCAUGGAUCGCGACAACGGCUCUUGUCUAAGGGCAUACACUGACCCAGCGUGGAAGAAUGAGGACGUCAAAUUACAAGCGCUUCUGGGCGGUAAGGAGAAGUACGUCAUGGUCGGCGAUGCUAUGGCUGGUGAAGCUGCACCCAAUGGUCAAGGAAGGAUCUGGGCUUGGGAUUUAUUGACAGGAAAACUGGCUGCCAAAGUGACUGUUCCCUGGGGCCCACAGGGCUUUGAACUUAAGAAGAAAGCUGUUGGUCGCGACGGAAAAGAAAAGAUAAGGAGCAACGUCGUGAGCUGUAUGGCAUGGAGGGAACAUGGUUGGGGAGACCAGUUCUGCGUGGGUGGGACAUCAGGCGUGGUAACGGUCUAUGGAGCAUUGUAA
This is a messenger RNA of Fusarium poae, 3768 nucleotides long. RefSeq lists its product as uncharacterized. The record is from RefSeq and is a predicted model, not a curated record. Bases 1 to 3768 code for a protein of 1255 amino acids. Gene Ontology annotation, biological process: regulation of DNA-templated transcription; DNA-templated transcription. Gene Ontology annotation, cellular component: nucleus. The transcript is spliced from 4 exons. Gene Ontology annotation, molecular function: DNA-binding transcription factor activity, RNA polymerase II-specific; protein binding; DNA binding. Lineage: Eukaryota; Fungi; Ascomycota; Sordariomycetes; Hypocreales; Nectriaceae.